This is a messenger RNA of Salvelinus fontinalis (brook trout), 4480 nucleotides long. RefSeq names its product protein BTG1-like. Gene Ontology annotation, biological process: negative regulation of cell population proliferation; negative regulation of mitotic cell cycle. Gene Ontology annotation, cellular component: nucleus; cytoplasm. The record is from RefSeq and is a predicted model, not a curated record. The coding region runs from base 302 to 826 and encodes 174 amino acids. The transcript has 2 exons. NCBI's taxonomy places the organism in Eukaryota, Metazoa, Chordata, Actinopteri, Salmoniformes, Salmonidae.
CCUCCAACACAUUCGUUCACUCUGGUGGAGUAAAGUGACAUUAAAGGGUGCCUCAACGUGGCAUCCUAGAGAAAGACCCCUCUAUUUACCAACAGCCGUCACCACAGUGUACCGUCCUGGCACACGUAUUACCCUCCGAAACGUCCCUACCUCGACUAAUACAUGACCAGCAUAGGCGCCAGAGAAAUAAAACAAGUGAAAGACACGGAUCAUUAUCCGAACGUGGAGAGAAAAACAACAAAUCAUUUUCGGAAUCAUAUGUAGGAAAAGCGCACGAAUCGUCGUCGCAGUUGCCUUCUCAAUGCAUACCCUUUGUGCUCGGGGAACGAUGAAACCAGAGAUUAGCGCCGCCGUCGGAUUUCUGUCGAGAUUUCUGCGGAUAAAAGGACACGUAAAUGACAGACAGCUUCAAUCAUUCAGCGCAAGUUUACAGGAUAUCUUGUCAGAGCAAUACAAGCACCACUGGUUCCCCGACAGGCCAUGCAAGGGCUCGGGCUACCGCUGCAUCCGCAUCAACCACAAGAUGGAUCCCCUGGUGGGGCAGGCAGGCCAGCGCAUCGGCCUGACCAUCAAUCAGCUCUACCUGCUGCUGCCUAGUGAGCUCACCCUCUGGGUGGACCCCUUCGAGGUGUCCUACCGCAUCGGCGAGGACGGCUCCAUCUGCGUGCUCUAUGAGUCCCAGCCGGUGGCCCCGGCGCCGUCGGGAGGCAGUGCGGUCACCUCGACCCCCAUGGUGGACAGUCACAUCAGCUGCAAGGAGGCGGCGGGGAUGCUGGGCAGGACCAGCCCUUCCAAAGCCUACAACAUGAUGACUAUGUCCAGCUAAGGGCCGCCACCCGCCACGUCGGGUCGUGGGUUUCGCCCUAGUUGGUCGAUGGCGAACCUUUUUAAAGCUAAAAAGAAAUGAAAUGAAAAAGAGAAAAAAAAGGAGGAGAAAAAGCAGAGGAUGGGGCCUAUCGUCCAGGUGAAACCUUGUAGGUUUGAUAUUUCUUUUCUCCUUCCUCGCUCCAUAGUCUGUUAUGUUGUGUUGUGGGAUCUACCGGAGGCUUUGUCCCCCCCCCCGCGGAGAGGGCUGUGUGGAGCGUGGAGCUGUUGGGGGCAGCUAAAACAAACCAAGAAACCGAACAGAGAAACAGCGCAGAGAAGGGGCUGCUUUUUGUUUUUUGUUUUUACACAGGUCUAUCAUUGUUGACUUUGCACUUUCUUCUCCACGUGGUUACAAUGGGUACCAUGUCACCACCACCCCCACCACCCUCUCAAAAGCUUCAAGGAACUGCUGUCAAGAACCAUACUGUUAAAUUUCAGCCUUUUAUCUACUUCCUGUUAUUGGGUGUACUUCCUGUCUAGGAAGGAAGUUAAGGGGCUGAUGUCCGGACUGUGCCUGUUUCUAGGUCAGUCUCUGGGGAACGCCCUAAGUAAUUUUCUUCUAAAACCCCGUUUUUGGACCAUAGGGCAUGUUUUUACCCCCAGAGGCUGCCCCAUAUACCAGCGUCGAGCUUCAGGAAGCCCCUCCCCCUCCAUUUGGAAGUGCAGUGGAAUGCGCUGUGACACCUGUUGCUAAGGACAGUAGUGUGUCACAGCACACCCCACCAACACCCCCAGCUUUCUGGGGAGGGCUGGGUAUUUGUCCCCUCCCCUUCGAUGAAUGUUGGUUUGAAAUUCACAAUCAAGUUCUCAUUUUGUUUAUAUCCCUCCAUCCCCACCCUGACCUUUGGCCCUCACCAAAAUCAAAGUGUAGCAUAGGUGGCACUAUAUUUUCACCGAAAUCUGGAUCGUUUGUUUUGGUUGUUGUGGCCCUGUCAGAAGAAAUGACAUUGAAUGCACUUUUGACAUUUAGAUUGUGUGGGAUGUGUACUUCUAGAGAAAACCCUUUUCAUUUCAUUCGCUCCAAUGUCGUCUUUCAUGAGUUCCCCUCCUUUUCCUUUGUAAAUGACUCACAGCUCUUACGUCAGGCUAGACCCCACUCUAUAGAAUUGGGGAGAGUAACUCUGAAGGUUUUAAAAAGAUUUCACACUGUAAGCAUUUCAUUCAGAUCCGUUCAGGUGUUGGUAGGUAGGUGCGGUUUGGUGUCGUGUCAGGUUAGGCGUCUGUUGUCCGUUUGUAAGGCACUUUUCUCGAAAGCCCCCCCCCAAUACACACACACACACACACACACACACACACACACACACACACACACACACACACACACACACACACACACACACACACAUACAGUUGGCAAUUUGAGACACUUAGAGAACUCUGAUAGAUCUCUCUACAGCUGUCGAGGGGUGUGUGAGGGUAGCCAAAGGGAAGUCUGUACGCCCCUGACUGUUUCUAUCCAACUCAAUCCCAAUGGCCUUGUCAGGCUUUCUCAUCUGUUUUUGUUAGACUUUGUUCUUGUCUUUGUGAUUGAAGAUGGGUCCAAGGCUUUCAACACCUCUCCUUUCUUCAGUCUCUCAGUUUGGAUGAGGGGUGCGUUGCCCAACGUAGGACUUCAAUGUUACACCUAUGAGCCGUUCUCUGGAGAACCGAGACAACCAGCGUAAUGUUAGCCAGCCUGGUUCGAGGUGCUGCUGGACCCUCUCUGGAGGUGUCCCUGUCAGGGCAGACAGACACAAGAAGCCCCUCUGGUGCCACAUAUCACCCCCAGCCAGCUAACCAACCAGCCAACCCCCUCCCCCCAAUAGCAGUACGGAGAUAGCAGUAACACAUAUCAUCUUUCCUCGCCCCAGGGGAGGGAAUGGAGGUGGUGUGGGGGCCAGGGCCGGAUACUCUCGUCCAGGGCAGCUACAAUCCCUCUGGCCCCCUCUAAACUAACCUCCACCCAACCAACACCUCUUGGCGUGGAGAGCAAAGCCAGCACAUGCCCUCAGCGCACUCCGUCUGCACUGGGAGCCCACAUAGAGACAGACAACAAAGAGGAGUCAAAGGAUAGGAAGUGACGAUACACAGUCCAAGUUUCUCUGUUUCUUAGGCUGAGCACUGAACUAGUUUACAUGGGUGCAAUAGGACGAUGGUGGUGUCAGUCGUCCUAUAGCUCACUCCUGGUUGGCCGCGCCGCAGACAGACAGACAAUGUGACAGGCUGUGGGGUUUCGGGGCUUUUAGCCGCUAAGCUGGCCAGGCUGGGCACCAGCCCAUCAGACCUACAUGUGCUGUUUUAAGCUCCCUAAGCACAGAGGAUCAUGGGUAAUGGAUCUGUGGUUGUUGAUGCACUGCACACCCUAUCCUCCCUCAUCCAAUCCCCUCCUCCUCACUGUCCUCCCUCUCUCCAUUUCUCCUGGUGCUCGUUCAGCAGUCUGUGGAAAAAGCUGUGUCUCCACAUGAACCAGAUGGACAGGUCUGAGUAGCCCAGAGCUUUGUUGUUGUGGUUGAAAACCAGCUUUUUAAAAACCUUGCAGCUCCUCUAUUGCUUCGAUUAUGCCAGCUAUCGAUGUUGUUAUGAGAUUGGUCUGUGUUUCAGACGUAGCAAGUUGUCACUCUUUUUGCUAAAUGUAUUUUAAAGUCACAGAGGUAGCAUCUCACCCCCCCUCCCUUUCGCCCUAGUCUGAUCAUCUAUCCCAAUUUGAACAGACUUCAUUUUUAGACCUACCAAAAAGGAAACAAAGCCGAAAUUGUUUGAUCCCCGUCUCAACAGUAACACCACCACCAAAACAAUUUGAUUUAGUCCACAAUAUCGGAUCUGUAAAUGCAUCCAUUCAGCCUUUGCACACAUAGGUUUCAGAAACGUUGUGAAAAGUGUUUUUGAAAAGUCGGAGGAGGUAAUAGCACAUAAAAUGCACUAAAUAUGUCAAGUUGAAGUUGUGACAUUUUUGAGACGCGAGGAGUCUCUUCUGGAAUGUAUUACCAAACUCAGGCCUCGGACAUUCAAUAAAACCCUUCUGGGAAAGUUGUGCAUGUUAAGACGUGAAACAGUAAGGGAAUAGUCGUCAAUGAUUCAUCAAUGAUUUGUGAAUUAUUGCCACUUUCACAUUUAGGGUGUUUUACAUAUUCUAGAAUCUAUUGUAAUUGUUCGCCAUAUGGUAGAAUACAUGCAUAACAUUACACAAUGGGAAGUGCCAAUAAUUUGUUUUGAGGUGUUUAGAUGUAUUUCUUUUGCAUUUCAUAGUUUUAACACGGAUAACUAUUUUCGUAAGUGAAGCCAUUUGUGAUGGGAGUGUUGGCAAGGACCAAUCUGUUUUGGUAAAAGAAAUAUCAGUUUCCAUCCCCUGUACUGAUAGACUUAUCCUUUGUUUUUUUAAACUUACAAAACAAGAAAAACGUUUAAAAAAUCUGAGCGUACCCAAGAAGAAAAGCUGUCUACUCUACCUUGUGAUUUCUCAUGUCAGUACAUCGUUAUUGUGUUCAUUUUCUUUUCCUUGGGUAUGUUGUGAUGAACUGCUGUAAAUUUGUACAGUUCAUGUAAAUUGAUUGUGCGAAAGUUGUACAGAUUUCUAUAUUUUGGAAGAUUUUUUUUUCUUUCUCUGUAAUAAAAUAUUUCCUAUCUUGGCAACAUA